Messenger RNA from Galeopterus variegatus (Sunda flying lemur), 3281 nucleotides. It is a transcript of the gene SCARB1, whose product is annotated as scavenger receptor class B, member 1. Lineage: Eukaryota; Metazoa; Chordata; Mammalia; Dermoptera; Cynocephalidae. The record is from RefSeq and is a predicted model, not a curated record. Gene Ontology annotation, cellular component: cytoplasm; caveola. Gene Ontology annotation, molecular function: low-density lipoprotein particle binding; lipid binding; scavenger receptor activity. Bases 189 to 1709 code for a protein of 506 amino acids. The transcript has 12 exons. Gene Ontology annotation, biological process: recognition of apoptotic cell; cholesterol import; plasma lipoprotein particle clearance.
UCCAGCCAAGCUGGUGAUGGCGCAUAAAACCUCUGGCCACCUGCCGCCCACUCCUCCGUGCGCUGCUGUCCGGGGCCCGCCGUCCCCGAAGUCCUCUCCUCUGUUGCAUCUGUCGCCUUGGUCGCCGUCCCAGUCCCCCUGCAGGCGCGGAGCCCCGCAAGCGCCGGGCGGACACCAGGGCGCAAGACAUGGGCAGCAGAGCCAAGGCGCGCUGGGCGGCCGCGGCGUUUGGCGUCACGGGGCUGCUGUGCGCUGUCAUGGGCGUCGUCAUGAUCGUGAUGGUGCCCUCGAUCAUCAAGGAGCAGGUCCUCAAGAAUGUGCGCAUCGACCCCAGUAGCCUGUCCUUCAACAUGUGGAAGGAGCUCCCCAUCCCCUUCUACUUCUCCGUCUACUUCUUUGAUGUCCUCAACCCCAACGAGAUCCUGAAGGGUGAGAAGCCACAAGUGCAGGAGCGUGGGCCCUACGUGUACAGGGAGUUCAGGCACAAGAGCAACAUCACCUUCAACGACAAUGACACGGUGUCCUUCCUUGAGUACCGCAGCUUCCAUUUCCAGCCCGACAAGUCUGGUGGCUUGGAGAGCGACUACAUCGUCAUACCCAACAUCAUGGUCUUGGGUGCCUCCGUGAUGAUGGAAAAUAAGCCCACGAGCCUGAAGCUGAUCAUGACCUUGGCAUUCAGCACCCUCGGUGAACGUGCCUUCAUGAACCGCACCGUCGGGGAGAUCAUGUGGGGCUAUGAGGACCCCCUCGUGAAUCUCAUCAAUAAGUACUUUCCAGGCAUGUUCCCCUUCAAGGGCAAGUUCGGGUUAUUUGCUGAGCUCAACAACUCCAAUUCUGGGCUCUUCACCGUGUUCACCGGGAUCAAAAACAUCAGCAGGAUCCACCUUGUGGACAAGUGGAACGGGCUCAGCAAGGUCAACUACUGGCAUUCUGACCAGUGCAACAUGAUUAAUGGGACUUCUGGGCAAAUGUGGGCGCCCUUCAUGACUCCUGAAUCCUCGCUGGAAUUCUACAGCCCCGAGGCCUGCCGGUCCAUGAAGCUGAUCUACAAGGAUUCGAGGGUGUUUGAAGGUAUCCCCACCUAUCGCUUCGUGGCCCCCAAAACCUUAUUUGCCAAUGGGACCGUCUACCCACCCAAUGAAGGCUUCUGCCCUUGCCUGCAGUCUGGAAUUCAAAACGUCAGCACCUGCAGUCUCAAUGCGCCCUUGUUUCUCUCCCAUCCUCACUUCUACAACGCCGACCCGGUCCUGGCAGAAGCUGUGCUCGGCCUCCACCCUAACCAAGAAGAGCAUUCCUUGUUUCUGGACCUCCACCCGGUCACCGGCAUCCCCAUGAACUGCUCCGUGAAACUGCAGCUGAGCCUCUACAUCAAAGCCAUCAGAGGCAUCGGACAAACCGGGAAGAUUGAGCCCGUGGUCCUGCCACUGCUGUGGUUUGCAGAGAGCGGGACCAUGGAGGGCGAGACGCUGCAGACGUUCUAUACCCAGCUGGUGCUGAUGCCCAAGAUCCUGAGUUACGCCCAGUACGUCCUCCUCGCCCUGGGCUGUGUGCUGCUGCUCAUCCCGGUCGUCCACCAACUCCGGAGCCAGGGUCCCAAAGAAGCUGUGAGCCAGCCAAGCCUGGCGGCUCAGCCGGAACAGCUCCCUGGCCCCUACACCCCGCUUCUUCAGGACUCUCCCAGCGGACAGCCCGCCAGUCCCAAAGCCUGAGCCCCCCGGUUGCCACACAGCUGUCCGCACACAUGCACACACGCCCCUGCACGUGUACACACACAUGUGUACAGGCAUGUGCAGACACACUCAGGGAUGGAGCUGCUGCUGAGGGGACUCCAGAGGAGACUCAUCAAUAAGCACUGUUCUGGAACCUUCUCUCCAUGUGACCCACAGGCCUGACCCUCAGGUGCUGUGGGCAUGGCGUCUCCUCCUUUGGGUGAGCCUGGCCCAUCCCACACAGGGCCCAGGUGCUUGACGACAUAUACCACCUGCUUCCCUCCCUGUUGGGCGCAAAGCAGUGUAGCCCCGGCUUGGUAGCUUGCCUACAAAGAACACGCCAUCUGCUCCACCGUCCUGGAAUCCCAGGCUGGGAAUGCAGGCACAGGGCCCUGGCCAGGAGCUGUGGCUACUGUCUACCUGCCUUGGCUGGGGCCGUGCGACUUCACACAGGCCUCAGAAAACCAUGUGGCACAAGACACACCUGCACCAGCCCCACAGCCUCCUCCACCCCCAGCAAGUCUUCCACCUCAGGUUUGGGUCACCACACUGAGCUGGCCACUGCCUAGCCAGGGUGGCGGCAGGCUCAGCCCUGAGCUGCCACUCACAGUGUCCCUCAGCUUUUAGGGGCCAGGGUGGAGGUGGAGAGGCCUUGGGGGCCUGUCCUCCCCUAGCCGAGUGCCUCCCCCGUCACCCUCUGCCUGCUGCUCCUGGCCCCUGGGGCAAGCCCUCGUCUCUUUUCUACCUUGAGAGAAAUGAGUUUUGUUAUCUUUUAAAAAUAACUCACUAUGGAAGUAAUAAAUCUUUUAAAAAAGUGAAUGCUUGAGUCUGUGACAGCCCGUUUGCCACAGGAGGUGGUGAGGGGUGGGGGUGGGGGCUUCCCAGCAGUUCUGGGCAAUUCUCGUCGUCGUCAAUAGCUCCUUUCUGAUGGCUGCCAAGAGCGUUUCUCAAGGGGCUGAUCUGCAGACUUGUCUUUCUGUGGAUUUUAAGUUUCAACUUUGUACCUGUUUAAAAUUUUGUGUAACUAUUCCAUGAAUACCGUUCUUGUUUAGAAGUAGAUCCAAGUCCUUUUUGGACACUCCUCUGGCCCCCAAGGUAUCCGUCUUGUGAGCUGGAGCCUCUAGAAUGUUUUCUGAGUAUUUACAUACAGUUCGAGGUGCCUGCAGGACGUACUAGCAUUGUUCUGCGGCUUUGCUGUUUCUUACAUAAAUGGCAGAAAAGAGUACUGGUUAAGACAAUGGACUGGAGCCACCUAAAAAUUUUCAUCUUAAGUUUAAAUAGUUGCAAUGGAUGUACUGUCAUUGACAUUUAAAAAUAAAGCCAUUUCAUCACUGUUUUAAAUGUGCCUGAUAGGAUCUAAAUACAAUGGUGAGAUGAUACUGUUGAACAUUUAAAAAAAAAUACAUGAGCAAGCUCUUUUAUAGUUAGGAAUUUGAUGCCUUUUUCCCCCCUUGAACUUGUAUUUCCUUUCUUCUCCCCCCCCGAAUUUUAUCUACAUGUUAUAUAUUUGAUGCUUUUUCAUUUUUUAUUAACACUUGAUUGUACUUCUCUGCAAUAUAAAUAUCUGUAUAA